AUGUUGCAAAUGAACGACAACGACGAUGAUACUUAUGCGGAUGACGAGUUCUUCGACGCCCAGCCACAUCUGUUCAACGAUACCGACCUGCAAGCUAGGCCUAUUUUGAACAUGUUCACCGACAUAGCGACUCUGCUAUACAGUUCUCAAGGCCGAAUCUGGCUUAGUGAAUACUCGGUCGGGGAGCGCCUGUGCUCGACUUGCUUGUUAUGCAAGGAGAAGUACAUUGGUGAAGAUGGUCUAUCUGCCGACUUUCCACCAAUGCCGAAGAGCGUCGAAGGUCUACGUGUGAAGUGGUAA
Alternaria atra is the source of this 300-nucleotide messenger RNA. RefSeq lists its product as uncharacterized. The record is from RefSeq and is a predicted model, not a curated record. Bases 1 to 300 code for a protein of 99 amino acids. Lineage: Eukaryota; Fungi; Ascomycota; Dothideomycetes; Pleosporales; Pleosporaceae. The transcript has a single exon.